GGAAGAGAGAGGAGGUCAUCCAUGUACUCCCCGUCCUCGCUGUACGUACUUCUAGUCGUUCUAGGUACUCUACUCUUUGUAGAUAGCCAGUAUGCAAUGAAAACUACGUCCUGCCCAUCUCGUGCGUCCCCUUCGACUUGCCUACAUUGCCGAAAAGCGCGUCGCGAUGCGCAAGGACACGUCGCACAGACUCGCCGCUCGCGCAUAUCGGUGCACGCCUCGCUCGUCGACUCAUGACCAUGGCUGAACCGUCCGCAACUCAGGCCUCACUCGUACACGUUGU
This is a messenger RNA of Schizophyllum commune H4-8, 283 nucleotides long. RefSeq lists its product as uncharacterized. The coding region runs from base 22 to 237 and encodes 71 amino acids. Lineage: Eukaryota; Fungi; Basidiomycota; Agaricomycetes; Agaricales; Schizophyllaceae. The record is from RefSeq and is a predicted model, not a curated record. The transcript has a single exon.